AUGUCGCUCGUAAUACUGAUAGGACUGGUAGCAUUGCUCCAUAUUUCGGUCGGUUCUGAUACGCCAUGUCUGAAUCACGGCGGGAUCUGCCAAUAUGAUAGCAAUACCUGUUCCGGUAACUACAUCAGCAACUUGUGUUCCGGCUCCGCGUCACGGAGAUGCUGUGUGACGUCAUCAGACCCGUGUGCUGCUAUAGGCGGCGUAUGUCAGUAUGACCAUUUAUACUGUACCGGAUCUUACGUCACAGGGAAGUGCAGCGGGGGCGCCACUAAUCGUUGCUGCACAUCGCACCACAUAGGAGGAACCAGUAAUUCCAUUUGUGAUAAUAUACAAGUGGUCAGUCGUGAUACUUGGGGCGCGAGAGGGCCAACCCACAUAACGCCAUUGAAUCAUCCCGUACACCUGUUUUUCGUACACCACACUGAUGGCCAUACCUGUCAUAGCGAGGGUGAAUGUGCUGGAGUACUACAGGGUGUACAGAACUACCACAUGGACUCCAGAGGUUACAAUGACAUCGGCUACAGCUUCCUUAUUGGUCAGGACGGACGUGUGUAUGAGGGUAGGGGAUGGGGCGUCGUUGGCGCGCAUACGCUGCACUACAACUCACUCGGUUACGCGGUUUCGUUCAUGGGUAACUUUAUGAACAGUCUACCUUCAGAAGAAUCCCGUAACGCUGCCAAGGCGCUUGCUCAAUGCGGGGUCAGCAAAGGUUAUAUUGAAGGUGACUACAGUUUGUAUGGUCACCGAGAUGUUGGCAACACCGACUGUCCCGGAGAUUCACUGUAUGCUGAGAUCAGGACUUGGACCAAAUAUAACUAUACCCACUCAGCGACCAUACACUGA
This is a messenger RNA of Ylistrum balloti, 843 nucleotides long. RefSeq names its product peptidoglycan-recognition protein SC2-like. Gene Ontology annotation, molecular function: zinc ion binding; N-acetylmuramoyl-L-alanine amidase activity. NCBI's taxonomy places the organism in Eukaryota, Metazoa, Mollusca, Bivalvia, Pectinida, Pectinidae. The transcript is spliced from 5 exons. The record is from RefSeq and is a predicted model, not a curated record. Gene Ontology annotation, biological process: peptidoglycan catabolic process. Bases 1 to 843 code for a protein of 280 amino acids.